Molecule: messenger RNA, 1776 nt
Organism: Danio rerio (zebrafish)
Lineage: Eukaryota; Metazoa; Chordata; Actinopteri; Cypriniformes; Danionidae
Gene: shmt1
Product: serine hydroxymethyltransferase 1 (soluble)
Biological process (GO): glycine biosynthetic process; tetrahydrofolate interconversion
Molecular function (GO): L-allo-threonine aldolase activity; pyridoxal phosphate binding; hydroxytrimethyllysine aldolase activity
Source: RefSeq, marked provisional
AGCUGGAAGAGACCACAAAGUAGGUUUGGGCAAAACUUGUCUGACACAUUUGCGAAGUUCAUCAACCAUGUCCCAGCUCAACGGUCAUACUGAGAAAACAUGGGAAUCUCAUAACAAGAUGAUGUUGGAGCCUCUGAGCACCAAUGAUCCUGAGGUGUUUGACAUCAUAAAGAAGGAGAAGAAGCGUCAGACGUAUGGGUUAGAGCUCAUUGCUUCUGAAAACUUCACAAGUCGAGCUGUUUUGGAGGCUCUGGGCUCCUGCAUGAACAACAAGUACUCUGAAGGUUAUCCUGGCCAGAGGUAUUAUGGAGGCACAGAGCAUGUUGAUGAGCUGGAGCGUUUGUGUCAGGACCGAGCUUUGAAGGUGUACGGCCUCGACCCGGAGAAAUGGGGAGUGAAUGUUCAGCCGUACUCUGGGUCGCCCGCAAACUUUGCCGUAUACACAGCUAUAGUGGAGCCCCAUGGGCGAAUCAUGGGCCUUGAUCUGCCAGAUGGUGGUCAUCUCACUCACGGCUUUAUGACUGACAAGAAGAAAAUCUCUGCCACGUCCAUUUUUUUUGAGUCCAUGCCUUAUAAGGUCAAUCCAGAAACUGGGUACAUCGAUUAUAACAGACUUGAGGAAAAUGCUCGUCUCUUCCACCCAAGACUAAUCAUUGCAGGCACCAGUUGCUAUUCCCGAAACUUGGACUACAGUCGGCUGAGAAAGAUUGCAGAUGAGAACGGAGCGUAUCUUCUGGCAGACAUGGCUCAUAUCAGUGGUCUGGUGGCAGCAGGGGUCGUUCCUUCUCCAUUUGAAUACUGUGAUGUUGUUUCCACGACCACCCAUAAGACUCUGAGGGGCUGCAGGGCAGGAGUCAUAUUUUUCAGGAAGGGAGUUCGUAGUGUUGAUGCAAAGACCGGCAAGGAGACGAUGUACAAUUUGGAAAGUCUGAUUAAUCAGGCUGUGUUUCCUGGACUGCAGGGCGGCCCGCAUAACCAUGCCAUCGCAGGUGUCGCUGUUGCUUUGAAGCAGGCGCUGACUCCUGAGUUUAAAACCUAUCAGUUGCAAGUUCUGGCAAACUGCAAGGCUUUGGCCUCUGCUCUGAUGGACAAGGGCUACAAAGUUGUUACUGGCGGCUCUGAUAAUCACCUCAUCUUGGUUGAUCUCCGUUCAAAUGGAACUGAUGGAGGAAGAGCAGAGAAAGUUCUGGAAGCCUGUGCCAUCGCCUGCAACAAAAACACCUGCCCAGGUGAUAAAAGUGCCUUGCGGCCCAGCGGCUUGCGUUUAGGGUCUCCGGCUCUCACAUCUCGAGGACUGUUGGAGGAACAUUUCCAUAAGGUUGCAGAGUUCAUUCACCAGGGCAUUGUGUUGACUUUGGAGAUCCAGAAAAACAUGAACCCUAAAGCAACAUUGAAGGAGUUUAAGGAGGAACUGGCUCAAAAUGAGAAGUACCAACUGAAAAUAAAGGAAAUCCGAAAGGAAGUGGAAGACUUUGCUGGAAAGUUCCCAAUGCCCGGGUUGCCAGAGUUAUAACACAUUUCUGCUUGACUUUUCUGUCCAAAAGAUUUCCUUUACAUUUGAUGAGCACAGAGGCUUCAGUACAGAUCACUGCAGUCAGAAUACACAUCAAUCAGAUGAUUUCCCAAUUAUACAAGUCAUGUUUGUCCUCAAUAUCACACAUCAGGGUGGUUUCUGUAGACUUUUCUUGUAUGUGGGCAAACUAUAGUGUAACCUGAAACUGCACAACCAAGAAUGUGUACAUGCUGUGCAAAUAAAGCUGGAAAUAUUGUCAAUGU